This is a messenger RNA of Phacochoerus africanus (Common warthog), 750 nucleotides long. It is a transcript of the gene SMIM5, whose product is annotated as small integral membrane protein 5. NCBI's taxonomy places the organism in Eukaryota, Metazoa, Chordata, Mammalia, Artiodactyla, Suidae. The coding region runs from base 11 to 262 and encodes 83 amino acids. The transcript has 2 exons. The record is from RefSeq and is a predicted model, not a curated record.
UCCGCACGGCAUGACGGCGGCCGACUUUGUGCAGGAGAUACACUCCGUAUGGGAGAGGCUGCUACUCAAGCUGCAGAGGCUGCCCCAGGCCGAGCCCGUGGAGAUCGCAACCUUCUCGGUCCUUGUCAUUUUCGCAGCCACGGUCGUGCUGCUGCUGCUGGUGGCCAUCUGCUACUGCUGCGUUCAGUGCUGCUGCCCCGAUCGGAGAGGCAGGAAGGUCCAGGUGCGACCCAUGACCCCACUGAAAGGGACAAGGCGAUGACCAAGGAGGAACGGGACAGGAGAUCGCCAAAGCCAUGACGCGGGAUGUGGGCCUGGCCCUGCAGCCCUCGCCCCCCGCCCCCCCACAAAGCUCCUCGGCCCCAGCUCUGGCCUAGCCCUGGACUGUGACACCGAGGCCCGGAGCCUCACCGAGGAAACAAGGGCCGCUCCGGCCACAAGACUCUCACUUGCCCGGGAAGCCUGGGUGCUGAGGAGGAGCCACUGCUUCUAAGACAGAAAACCGCCAGGGAGUCUUUGUCUAACUGCGCUUUGAAACAAAACACAGAAGCGGGGUCCCCAUAUCUGGAGAAGAGCCCGCACCCUGGAGAGCUGGUCCUUGGGCUCCCAGGCCGAAGUGGAAGAGAAGCCGGCCAGUCAGAGGGACUCUGCACAGUGGCUACCAGGUCACAAGCUCCCCUGAGAGGGGCCACGUCAGUGCUCUAUGCCAGUAACUGGCCUGUUUCUUUCCCAGUAAAAGCUUUUGGGUUA